AUGAGUAAACAAAGCGCACAAGUGAUCCAGUACGGGAGCAGGGAAAGCGAUGACUAUUCAAGUGACUCAGAUAUCUAUAGUGAUAAUAUAUCCGAAAGUGGGUCAGAAAAUUGCAGUGAUUAUAGUUCUGACUAUGAGUCAGAUACUGAGACUACUAUUAAGUCUCCAAUACUCCAACCCCCUAAAGUAGAAGAACAAGUGUCUAAUACGACAUCAUCCACAGAGCAAGCGAGUCCCACAUAUCCUAAACGGCAAGAAAGAUUCAAUGAUAAAUUUAUCAAAAAAGAUGUGAUGAAUAAAAUUUGUAAAAUCGUUUCUUCACCUGCCAGAGAUAUGUCAAACAAUAAAGAAUCAUUAGAAGAUAUACAUUUAUGGGAUUAUCUCUUACCUAAUGACAGAGCAAAAGAAGGAAUUAGUCUGCUCGAUGCAUAUACACGGAAGGAAUUAACCAAUAGAUUGAUUAUCCAAAUUGACCAAAAAGAUAAACAAGCACCAAAGUUCUCCGUCAUAGAUGAUAUAUGGGUUACCUGGAAUUCAUGA
This is a messenger RNA of Ambispora gerdemannii, 540 nucleotides long. Lineage: Eukaryota; Fungi; Glomeromycota; Glomeromycetes; Archaeosporales; Ambisporaceae. The record is from the annotation of a GenBank genome assembly.